This is a messenger RNA of Quercus robur (English oak), 822 nucleotides long. RefSeq lists its product as uncharacterized. The transcript has a single exon. Lineage: Eukaryota; Viridiplantae; Streptophyta; Magnoliopsida; Fagales; Fagaceae. The coding region runs from base 1 to 822 and encodes 273 amino acids. The record is from RefSeq and is a predicted model, not a curated record.
AUGGAAGAUCUAUCUGUUAUGUGGAAAAAACUUUCUUUGUCAGAGGAGGAAGGGAGCGAGUACAGUGGCCAAUCACCGGAAAUUUUGGGAGGAAAAGUCAUUGCUGCCAAGUUUUAUACACGACGUGUCCUUAAUAUGGAGGCCAUUGCUCGAACUUUCAAACAACUAUGGUCAACGAAGAAGGGUUUUGAAGUUAAAGAUAUGGGCAAUCAUGUAGUUCUCUUUGUGUUCUCUGAUAAAACAGAUGCGGAGAAGGUUCUGCUAGGUGAGCCUUGGAGUUAUGAUAAAUAUCUAGUGUCUUUGUGCAGGUUAGAGAAGAACGGUGUUGUUAAAGACCUUGUGUUCGAGAAAACGGUCUUCUGGGUGCAAUUACAUGAUAUACUUGUCUGUGAUAUGACACCGGAAGCAGCAGCGGAGAUUGGUAGGGUUUGUGGGGAUGUUCUACUUGGUAUCCGGGAUUGGGGUAAUCAAGAUGGUAGUACGUUCAUGAGGAUUAGGGUCCGGGUCAAUACUUCUAAACGUUUAUGCCGCGGCCGGAAACUUCGCAGAGAAGAUGGGGAGAUUGGAUGGAUACGUUUCAAAUAUGAACGGUUGCCGAUAUUAUGUUACUGGUGCGGCAGACUAUCUCAUAGCGACAAGGACUGUGAAUUAUGGAUUAAGAGUAAUGGAUCCCUGAUGGAGAACGAUAGACAAUUUGGAGCGUGGCUUCGUGCUCCUCUCUUCAAUAUGAGAAAAUGUUUAGCUAUCAGGGUGGGGGGUGAUGCCGAUGAUAGUAAUGGUGAUACAGUUGGGAGGAUGACGAAGAUAUUGGUGGAGUUGUAG